Molecule: messenger RNA, 974 nt
Organism: Labrus bergylta (ballan wrasse)
Lineage: Eukaryota; Metazoa; Chordata; Actinopteri; Labriformes; Labridae
Product: zinc finger protein SNAI2-like
Biological process (GO): regulation of transcription by RNA polymerase II
Molecular function (GO): DNA-binding transcription factor activity, RNA polymerase II-specific; RNA polymerase II cis-regulatory region sequence-specific DNA binding
Source: RefSeq, a predicted model, not a curated record
CUCAGCACGGUCCCUCAGCGACAGCUGCUUCCGUUAACGGCGGCUCAAGUCCACUGUCACUCUAUACUAAGUCCAGAAGAGGCGACAACAUGCCGCGGUCUUUCCUGGUGAAGAAACAUCAGAGCAGUAAAAUACCAAACUAUGGAAGACUGAGCUCAAAGGCAGAGGGGGCCACCCGAGACACACACAAAGACCCCCCACAGCACAAGUACAUCCCUGCACAGCAUUAUUAUCCAGCCAUGAGCCCUUGCCCACAGCAGAUAUCCCAGUCUCUCUCCUCCUCUCCUCUUCCUCUAAGAAAAGAACGAUUGCAUCCUCCAUCCUCGUCAAACACCUUCCCCCUCUCACUUUUAGGAUACUCUUCAGAGGCUAAUAGGAGAAGCCCAACAGAAGCCUGUGAAUCAGCCGUUGAACCCUGUUCCAAAGUGAACCUGGAAAUCCAGCAUGUCACAGGAGACUACAGGAGGAGAGAGAGCAUCCUCCCUUCGUCCCUCCCUCUUCUGGCCCUAUUUCCAGUUGUCCUUCCCGGCAGCAGCAGCAGCCAGGAGAACUUUGAGUGUUUGGACUGUCAUGAAGGGCACUUGAGCUAUUCGGGCCUGGCCAAACACAAGCAGCUUCAGUGUGAUUGGAGCAGUAAGAAGUCCUUCAGCUGUAAAUAUUGUGAGAAGGAGUACGUCAGCCUCGGAGCACUCAAAAUGCACAUCAGGACACACACACUGCCCUGUGUGUGUAAACUCUGUGGCAAGGCAUUCUCCAGACCCUGGCUGCUUCAGGGACAUAUACGAACACACACAGGAGAGAAACCAUUCUCAUGCUUCCACUGCAGCCGAGCUUUUGCUGACCGAUCCAACCUGCGAGCUCAUCUCCAAACCCACUCUGAAGUGAAAAAGUACCAGUGUACCAGCUGCUUUAAGACCUUCUCCAGGAUCUCACUGUUAGCCAAGCACAAAGAGGCGGGCUGCUCACUGUCCUGA